AUGUCGUCCAUCCCUCCCACCCACCGCGCCCUGCGUCAAGACGUCUACGCCCUGCCACCGACCGUGCAACAGAUCCCAACGCCCCAAGCAACGCCUGGCUCCGCAGUUCUGCGCGUCCUCCAGGCCUCGGUGAUCAGCUACACGAAGGACAUCUACAACGGGGUGCGCAAGUACCCGUACCCGACGCCUUUGACGCUGGGGGCGAGUGCGCUGGCGCGCGUGAUGGCGCUGGGACCCGAUGCCACGACCCUCAAAGUGGGCAACCUGUGCCUGCUCGACGUGACGAUCAGGGGGCGCGACGACGUCGAUCGUUCUGCGGGUGCCACCUUCCUCAGCGCCAUCGUCCAGGGCAUGACGCCCGCGUCGGCAAAGUUGAUGCGCGACGCCUGGCGCGACGGCACCUACGCCGAGUACGUGCGCUGGCCGCUGGAGAACUGCUUCGUGCUGGACGAGGACAGGCUCUUCGCCAAGCUUGGCUACCAGUUGGGAGAUCUGAUGUACAUCCCCAAAAUGCUGGUCGCCUACGGCGGCCUGGGUCCCUUGUGCAUUGAUCUCAAGCCCGGCGAGACGGUUGUCGUGACUCCUGCGACAGGCGGAUUUGGAUCCGCCGCGGCGCAUCUGUGUCUUGAGCUGGGCGCCGGGCGGGUGAUCUGUAUGGGGCGCAACCAGGAGAUCCUGGCGCAGUUGAAGAGGGCAGUCGCUCCGGAAAAGAGGGAUCGGGUCGAGUGCAUCCCUCUCACGGGAGACUGGGAAGCCGACUUGAAAGCGCUGAAGAGUCUCGGCGGAUUGAUUGACGUCUUUUUCGACAUCUCCCCUCCCGCCGCGGCGGACUCGAGACAUCUCAAGGCCGGGAUCUUCGCGCUGAGAAACGGCGGCAGGAUGUGUCUCAUGGGUGGGGGCAAUCACGAUCUGGUCCUGCCGAACGGCGUGCUGAUGCAUAAGGACAUCACCGUCAAGGGAAAGUGGAUGUACGAGCCCACGGACGUGAAGCGGCUGAUUGCCCUUGUGGAGACAGGGCUUGUCCAGCUGCACAGAGAGGCAGAUGAUGUCAACCCGCUGGGUGCGAGAGUCGUGGCGAAGUUCAAGUUGGAGGAGUGGGAAGAGGCAUUCGACACUGCCGAGAAGCAGGGAAGAAGCGGCGGCAUUGUUGUGAUUGAGCCAUGA
Messenger RNA from Cladophialophora psammophila CBS 110553, 1164 nucleotides. RefSeq lists its product as uncharacterized. NCBI's taxonomy places the organism in Eukaryota, Fungi, Ascomycota, Eurotiomycetes, Chaetothyriales, Herpotrichiellaceae. The record is from RefSeq and is a predicted model, not a curated record. The transcript has a single exon. The coding region runs from base 1 to 1164 and encodes 387 amino acids.